AUGGAUUUAUUGAAGGCCAUUCCUAUUGCCGGUUUAAACCAAGCUGUUGGAGCAAGACAGUUUAGUGUCGUACUCCAAUAUCGAUUAGGUAUUCCUUUAUUUGAAGCUGGGAGUUCGUGCAGCAUCUGUGCAAGGCCAUGGAUAUACGGUGAUCAUGCAAUCCAUUGCGUUAGGGAAGUGGGUCCCAAAUUUCGACAUGAUAUGGUUCGGGAUGCGUUUGCCGACAUGUGCUACAAGGCUGGAGUUGCCGCAAGGAAGGAAGUUUCUUUGGGAUUUCUCUCCAACAGUACAAACACCCAAAAACCUGCGGAUAUUCUAGUUUAUUACUGGAUAGAUGGUAAAGACGUUUGCUUUGACGUCACAUGGGUCUUCCCUUUUACAAGUGCUCGAACUCGCUCUUUCACCCCAGAUCAUGCUAUCUUAGCUGUUGUUACCCGAAAGAUGCAUAAAUACCUUGAUCAAUGUGCAUCACAUGGCCAUGGCUUCCAGGUUUUGGCUUUUACAACCUUAGGUGAAUUGAGUGAAGAUACUGUCGUGUUUCUAAAGCGAUUGAGGAAUUGUCUUGUUCGAUGCGCCUUUUGUGCACCUAAAUGGGGAAAGAUCCCUUCAUCCCCAAAUGCACAUGAAAAUGUUGAUCAGAACAUCAAGUGUUUGGUUGGUAAUGGGGCUAAUACUUCUUUAUUUUUUGACAACUGGUGUUCUGAUUUGAGUAUGGCUGAAUUGGCAGGUAUUCAUAAUUCUUCUAGGAAUCUAUCCUGCUCUAGAGUCUGUGAUACCAUUGUUGGCAGGGAAUGGGUUAUUCCUGAUGCAGUGCAAGCCAUUACGGGAAUCUGUGGGUAUAAAUCUUUACCUAAGAGUGUAGGUGGGCAUAACACAAGAGCAUGGAUAGUAGAUCAGGAUGAUGAGAUAUAUUAUGUGUGGAACGUUGGGAUAGCUGAAAUCCUUAUGCGCAUAAGUGAAGCCGUCGAUCCUCUUGCAAUUUUGGGUGGAAGGUUCCUAUUGUUCAUAGAAAAUGCUUUGUCUGCACAGAUUUGUUGUAGUACGCGCUCUAGUGGGUCCAUCUGGGAAAAUAAUACAGUUUUGCUGCUUCCAUUCAUUCCACGACUAGUAUCACGAGUGCAAAGCGAUUGGAAAUUUCGCCUUCUACAGGCGUUUACUAACACAUUCAAAGGUUGCAAACCAAAUUCUGCACUCAAUGUUGCUUGUGUAAAUGCGAUCGAAGAACUGUUACUUCCUUCAAACAGGGACACCUCUGCACUAUUUGCAGAUACAAGUGAAUCGGAGAUAUUAGACUUUCAGAUUAGUUGGAUUCAAGAGCUUCCUCAUUUGCUGGUCCAGUUAGGUGAUGGACACCCUUCAUCUUCUAAGGUUAUUUUGCUUUUUCUUCUUCGUCUAGGACAAUGUGCUCCAAUAAACCCAUCCCUUGCUUCGGGGUACGAUAACUUACAAAAAUCAUUAACAGAGUUCUACAGUACUCCUCAAGCUGAAGAAAAUUCAGAAUGUGCCACAAACAACAAGAAGAGCGCUUCCCAUUAUCAAACAGUUAAGGCUGUGACAGACGUUGUGUGUUCUUGCUUGUCUCACAUAGGUGAUGAUGCUACAAUUCUGCAGAUGCUACAGAGGAUAAUGGUCUCUGAGUUGUCUCUAAACCCACUGUUAGACAACAAGCGUGCCAUGCUCAGAUUACUAGUUCUACUGGAUUCCAAACCAACAAUACUCCCUGAGCAGAGUAUUAGCAAUUUAGCCAACUCUCUGUUGCAAUACCUGCUUGAUGCUGCUUCCUAUAUUCCAGAAGAUAAUGAUGACAUCGAUUACGAUGAGUCUAAUGACAAAGAUCAGAUGCGGAUAUGCCAAUAUUAUUUUGUACCUUGCUUUUUCCUGUUUGAUAGGAGUGGCAGACUUUUAAGUCUUGUCUUGAACUUGAUGGGAUCCUUAAUAGCUGAAGCAAAGCCCUUGGAUCCUUCACAUCAAUGCAAUGAACCUGUAUUUGACCGGGCAAACAGGAUAAGUGCAAUCACUUCUAUUCUUAUAUUUAUGCGUGGGGAUGUGAAACUCAGGCGAGCCCUGUCUUCAUGUAAGGCAGAGAUGACAUAUGUUUUGCAGAACUUGCUCUCUCUACAGUCAUCGAAUGAACUUAACAUGAAUCUCGAAGAAAGACACAGAUUGCAGCUUUCAUAUGAUCAACUGAAGUCAUUUACAAACACAUAAUGGCUCAAUGGACCUGCAAUUUUGGACCUAGCCCUGCAGGUUGUAAGGUACACAGAAAUUUGGUUACAGCUGGAGAGGUCGAAGUGCUUGAACUUGGGCUCUUAAUUUUUUUUGAAGGUGGUCUAGCUUGUAAUUUUUUUGAAGGUGGUCUAGCUUGUAACAUUAGAAUACAUUAGUAUGUAAAAUGUCAGCCAUUUAUCUCCUUUCUCAGUUUAUCAU
Papaver somniferum (opium poppy) is the source of this 2427-nucleotide messenger RNA. RefSeq lists its product as uncharacterized. The transcript is spliced from 12 exons. The record is from RefSeq and is a predicted model, not a curated record. NCBI's taxonomy places the organism in Eukaryota, Viridiplantae, Streptophyta, Magnoliopsida, Ranunculales, Papaveraceae. The coding region runs from base 1 to 2208 and encodes 735 amino acids.